UGGGACCCUAUAGUGUCUACUAUAACUCUAAGAGCAACUAGUGUUGUUACUUGGCUAGAAGAACAAGACCUAGAACUACUAAUAAGUCCUGGCACAGGCACUUUCUUUAGGCCUAAUAUGAAUAGAGAGAGUGUCCUAGGCCUAACCUUUGCUAUUCUAGUCCUUCCCCUACUUUCUUUACAUGCUACAACACAGCUAGCAAACCUUAUAGAAGACUGGCAAACGCUAGGAGGAAUUGGCUCUCACCACCUAGGCAUCUUAUUU
Molecule: messenger RNA, 264 nt
Organism: Didymella exigua CBS 183.55
Lineage: Eukaryota; Fungi; Ascomycota; Dothideomycetes; Pleosporales; Didymellaceae
Exons: 2
Source: RefSeq, a predicted model, not a curated record